Messenger RNA from Stomoxys calcitrans (stable fly), 3398 nucleotides. Its product is annotated as HEAT repeat-containing protein 6. Bases 3 to 3338 code for a protein of 1111 amino acids. The record is from RefSeq and is a predicted model, not a curated record. Lineage: Eukaryota; Metazoa; Arthropoda; Insecta; Diptera; Muscidae. The transcript is spliced from 3 exons.
UGAUGAAAGGGAAAAAUCAAAACAAACCAAAAAAUACCUCUCAAGAGACUGGUGAAACUAUGGAUCUAGUUUUGGAACACCUGCUUUGUUGCCGGCAAGGAAAUAAGGAUCUGGUUGAGAUUUCUAAACUAAUACAACAUGUGGACAAAUAUGGUUGUGAAAACAGAUCGCAGCAGUUUAGAAUUGUUGAUGAAAUCAUCCAGCUGCUUGCUAAUGAUUUGAACGCAUUACUUCCGGACGAGAGUGUGAGUGUGGUCAUUUGUAUGACACACCUUUGGGAGCAAAAUAAACUGCCCACCUUGAAUGAAACGCAAUUCGAUGUGGUUCUACAAUUGUUAAGAAAAAACUUGGAGGAAUGCCAAAAGCCAGAAACGCUCAUAAAAAUAUUAAAUACCUUGUGUGGUUUAUUUGCAAAGCAUCCCAUGAAUGUCGACAGAUAUUUCAUUGAUAUUAUUGGCUCUGGCAAUAAUGGUUUACUUCAGUAUGUGGCAUGGGAGAGUUCUAUUGAUGUGCUAGUGAAUGCAGUUCGUUGUAUUGAUAUAUGCCUUGGCAUUCUAUGCUGUUCCCCAUUAUCCCAGGAGCAGGAACAAGUUUGUGAUGAUAUACUUAAGAAAUUUUUGAAUUUAUUUUUUAAUGCCAGUGAAUCAAGGCCAAAAAUUGAUUCGGAUAUGCUGCCAGUAUUUGCACUUCAUACAUUGCAAGCCAUACAAAGGAUUAUAAGCCUAAACCCUGAACUGGUGAAGCAGAAUGUCUCCGAACUAUUGGGUUUUGCAAGAUCUUAUUUGCAUUUUGGCCUGGAUAACAUCAAGGAGUUUCCAAUAAUGCCUCAAAAGGUUUAUAUGUCACAGCAAGCAUUAUAUGAUUCUGCAGAGGAUUUUGAAAAUAGCAUGAGUUCCGAGAAAACUCGCAAUUGUGGAGGUAAAACUCCAAAAACACGCAAGCCUCGUUUAAAAUCCAAUACAGCGGAAAGAAAUGUGACCAGUGGAAGUCCCGAGAGAAAGGUAACUCUUUUAUCCAUGGAUAUAAGAACCAGUGACUCGGAAGCCUCAGAACUAGAGAAUUCAGGGAAUCGUGUUCUCUUUGAGAGGAAUAGAAUGGCAAAAAUACGAUUAGCAUCCAUUGCCAUUAUCGAAGCCAUUGUCAAAACAUUGGAGCGAAGAUAUGUUUAUGGCUAUUGGCAUGUUUUGUUUCCCAGUGGAACGGCAGCUGAAUCACCAGAUAAUCUUUUAUACAUUGCCCAGCAUGAUCCAAAUAUGCGAUGUCGUUGUUCAGCUCUACAAGUUUGUGCACAGCUUUUAUAUGGAUCCAAAGGAUUUUUAUGCCAAGCAGAAAUCAACACCAAACGUUGUCCCGUAACAUUUAUACCGUUUUCUGUUAAUUUGGGCUUUACAGUGGUUGCCAUUUAUCAAGCUCUCAGCACCAUACUUACCCGAGAAUCUUCACUGCCAGUAUUGACACAGUCUCUGAAAUGUUUGGCAGUAUUGGUUCAAGCCACACCCUUUCAAAAAUUCGAUAAGGGCUUUGUGAAUGGUUUUGUAAAGCAUGUCAAGCCCUUGAUAUACCAUCGUGAUGCUGCAAUUCAAGUUUCCUCAUUGAUGGUGCUGGAGUUUCUAGUGCCUUCAGCUGAAGCCACUCCUGAAAUUGCUGAGGCCUUGGGCUUACCGCAACCUCAGAGUGGCAGACAAACGGCCAAGAAUAACACACAUGCUUUGGGUGAGGAAGAAUUGGAUAUAAUCAAUGAUGAGGAAUUUGUGGAAUCAGAUGCUGAGGAGGAAGUUCUAAAAAAACCAAAAGAAGAGAAACCCCCCAGUGCGGACAGUGAAAAACGUACUUCAAACGAUAAUUCGUGGUUACUACUUCGGGUCUUAUUCAAUUUAAAAGAUCACGACUCUCUCAUUGUGCCACAAUCUGUGCGCAUUGAAAGUAUACAGGUGUUAAUAGCUAUGAGCUCACACUUUGCUAUGCUUAAAUCGCAUUUGCCAGAAGUUUCUGCAGCAUUGCAACAUGUCAUAGCCAACACUUUGCCUGAAGUUCGUCUAUAUGCGGCAAGAUGCAUUGACAGUUGCGCUUUUCAAAUAAGUCGCUACGUGCUAGAAAAUGGCUUGGCCACUUCCUCACUUGAAACAAAAAGUUUUGGCAAGUUCUGGACUGAUAUUCUACCCAUUAUAAUGCAACACAUACGAAGGGAUAGUGAAGAGACCAGUACUGUUAGAAUUACCUUAUGCGAUGCUCUAUCAAACAUUGGUGUUGUAAUGUUUGAAAAUUGUUCACAUUCCCUGCAGUUGGCACUGCUUAGCUUUCUUUCAGGUGUAAGCUCAGAUAGCAGCGAAGAACCCAUUCUACGUGCAGCAGCUGUCAGAGCUUUAGCCGUUUAUGUCCUCUAUCCAUCGUUGCGUAGUGAUUUUGUGUUUGUGGAGAAUACCGCAGAUCUGGCACUGCGCCUGGUAACAGAUGCCAACUUGCUUGUACGUAUCAAGACCUUCUGGGCUUUGGGUAACAUAAGUGAUGCGCUAGUGGGCAAAUCCAUAGAUUCUAAGGACAAUCAGAAGCGUGUAUCCGACGAAUUGUUAUAUCGAAUGAUCAAGGCUUCUACAAUGGCCUGCAGUGAUAAUGAUAAAGUUCGUUGUAAUGCUGUACGCACUUUGGGCAAUCUUUUGCGCCUGCUAAGGAAGGAACAUCUACAAUUGGAAAAUACUCACCUGAAUUGGAGGGAAUUAUUUGAGCGUGCAAUUUGCAAACUAAGCGAUUGUAUAAGAUCAUCGGGCAAUGCUAAGGUAAAAUGGAACAGCUGUUAUGCCAUCAGCAAUGUUAUGCGAAAUCCAGUCAUAUUCACCAUAACCGAACUAAUAGAUUGGCAAAGUACCCUUUAUCCAGCCUUGUGCCAUGUCAUAGUGCAUCAUGCCAACUUUAAAGUGCGAAUAAAUGCAACUUCUGCCAUAACCAACAUCGCUGAGAGGCAACACUUUGGCAAUUAUUUCGAAAAGUUUUGGUCCUCAAUAUUGGAGGCUAUAGAGCAGUCACAUAAUUUGGAUAAUUUUCAUGAAUACAAUCAUCGAGACAACUUACAGGAACAACUGUGUUUAGCCUUAACACAUUUGUUGAGGUGCUCUGAACAGGAAGAUUGGCCAAUGUUGAAAAGGCAUCUAGCGUUGAAAGUGGAGACCAUAAGAAGCACCUGGAAACGGGUUGUUCUUCGUAUGGUACCGGAAAAGGCAGCACCCCUACUAUCAUGUUCACUUGUGCUGGCAGAGCGAGCGAAAACAAAGCAGCAACACAAUCUCGGCCCUGAACAAAAGUCCGCCAAUGAUUAUUUAUGCGAAACACUGGCACUAGAAUAGUUUGGAAAAAUGGGAUCGAUCUUCAUAGCAUAAGAAAAUACAUAACAGAAGAAAAAACUA